Messenger RNA from Pleuronectes platessa (European plaice), 3274 nucleotides. RefSeq names its product migration and invasion inhibitory protein (gene miip). NCBI's taxonomy places the organism in Eukaryota, Metazoa, Chordata, Actinopteri, Pleuronectiformes, Pleuronectidae. The transcript has 9 exons. Bases 99 to 1205 code for a protein of 368 amino acids. The record is from RefSeq and is a predicted model, not a curated record. Gene Ontology annotation, biological process: negative regulation of cell migration; negative regulation of G2/M transition of mitotic cell cycle.
CGCGUUGUUUUGGCGUCCAUGGUUCAAUUCGAAACCUCAGCUGUUCGUUUCACCUGCAGCUGGAUCAGCGGGAUUAAAACGUGGUUUGACGUGUGAAAAUGUCUUCCACUGAACCAGCGGACUUUCUACGAGAGCGCAACAAAGAUCUACUGAAGCGGCUGAAGCAGCAGAGGGAGAAGCUGGAGCGUGUGAGCGGCUGCAGCCGGAAGAGGGACCGAGAGGACGAGACGGAGGAGAGGAGACAGCCCGGGGAGACGGUGCCUGGGACCGAUGGAGGCCGAGGUCCGACCAGACCCGCCAUCACCAGACCCGCCGUGAGAUUUGCGGAAUGUGCGGACUCGUCAGACAUUCUCGAUGACAGUGAAAGACAUCUUCAAAUCCAGGACAGGCUGCAGGACACAACAUCACACAUGACCAAGGCCUGUUUAGUGAAGAACUACAAAGAAGAUAGUGAGGAGCUGGGCCCAGUCGAAUUUGACGAAUGUGUAGAGACCCCUGUGUCUGACAGGCAUCAUUUGCAGCCCUUGCUUGGAUAUGACUGGAUAGCAGGAGUCCUUGAUGCUGAGGACACGUUUGUGGAGCGCUCUGAUGAAUUCUUCAACGAUCUCCGCAAUUUCCGAUCGCUCCACAGGGAUGAGUGUGUCCACAGCCCACAAGCAGACUCUCUUCCUAGAUUAUCUGUGGAGAACCAUUCAGGGCUGACGCUGCUAACAGACAGGGAGGACACCGAAGCCAACACAGACACUCAUCAGUGUACAUUCUCUUACAGGAUUAACAGUAGACUGUUCCCUGUCCCGCUUCACCAUCAGGAGUGCUGUCCUGUCUGCAAAAAGCACAAGUCCUCCCACCCGCACACUACUGCUGAACCAGCUCUUAUCAGGGUCAGCAUCCCUCGCUCCACUCUCCUGCCAGCAUACAAGUACAAAGCCCACCGGCGAUGUAGCUUUGACUCUUCUGAUAGUUUGGGGUUACCUUCGCACUGUCUCUCAGGCUGGUCCCACACAGGCCAGAGCACCCUGCCACCACCCAGCAGCCUCGACCUGCGGAGCAGUUUGAAUAAGAAGAACAAUGAACUUGAGAAUCUCUCUGGGCCUGUGAACCAGAUCUCUGACCAGAUAUCAAAUGUGUCAAAGUUGGCACGUCACAACUUCCAACACUUCUCUCCCAGGAAUAAAAUGGGAAGCACAUCGUACCCAGGGUGCUGACGAAUGAAACUGUUUUAAGUGAUCAUUGUUUAUACUGCGAGCCAUUAGACACCAUCCAAGAUGAUUUCCCAUGGAUAAUGAUGGACAACAUGACAGCUCCCCAAAAAUGAAGCCGAAUCAUUCUGAUGCCAGGUGGUUGGCUGUGGUAUUAGAUGAUAAGACUCUCUAUGUUAGUGAAUGGUACAUGGACCAAACUAAAACGCCAAAAUUCAUGUCAAAUACAUUUUGAUGGUCCCCAUCAUUUUCAGUUGUUCUGAUAACACCAACGUUUGGCAUUAAUUAGCUAUUACGGACAUGAGCCUAUCUUCUAUAUACAAUCUGUGAUCUGUUCGUCAUUUUUGUAAACAGAUCAUUUCGAUAAUGCCUUUCUGUUACGUCUCUAGGGAAUGUGUUUCCUCACAUUAGAUUUUUUGGAACAGAUUAAGCUCUACAUGUGACUGUGGGCCUCAAGGAUGUGAGGCCAGAGGUGUUACGCCACAGUUUAAAGAAAAUUGUUUACCAUAUUAUUCCUAAAAGUUCAAUAUGAGUUUCCUCGGUAAAUCUCACAAUACAGAGGAAGUUGUUUUGACUCAUGUCUGUUGCUUGGAGACGUCUGUUUGUUUCCCUUUCCAGCUGUACACGUAGGCUAACAGGUUCACACGCAAUUUAUUUUUUAACUUCCUUUGACACUUCCUCACUGUGAUACCAUAAAGAACGUAGAAGCAAAGGCAGUAGGUACUAUACAUGUGUUGUAUUUCACAGGAAAUCACACCCACAUAAACUUCAUGUCAAUUACUUUAGCCAUCCCCGCCAACACUGUAAAUGUUCCAUUUUGUGUCAUGGAGGCCGAUGGAUUUGAAGAAAAUGUAUCAGGGUGUGUUAAAAUAAAAUCAAGAAAAAUUAUGAGUGCAAUAAAGUCAAAGUUAGGUAAAUAAAGUUAGGUGCUGCGUGCAGCUGACCUGGUAGAGCUGCCACCUCAACCUGCAGAGACCUGGGUUCAAUUCCGACCCACGGCCACUUAUGCAUGUCCUCUCUCUCUCUCUCUCUCUCUCUCUAUCCCCCAUUUCACAAGCUUACUAUGUCCUAGAUGUACAAGAGCAAGGGGCAGCUGCUGCUCGACUGGAGUAGCAGAGAUUGAGGACGUGGGAGGGGAAACUUUAAAAUGAAAUGUCAGCAUCUUGUACAGGAACAAAAAAAUGAGAUGCAUGGGCAUUAAACAGGGCACAACAUGAGCGAUUGUACUGUGGCGUAUUUAUAAGGGGAAAGUUUUUAACAAAAAUAAAGUAGUUGUGGGGGCGAAGUGGACUUCUGUGGCUUUCUCAGUAGCACGUCAGUAUUGCCAGGCAGUCACACAGGGUAUCUGGUUGAAAUUAUUCUUUUGAUCAGAACAGCUCCACUAUCCUACCACAUUUUACACCUUAGGCAUGAGCGUUUUCUCCUAAGUACUCCUAAAAUUAAGAAGGAGUACUUUAAAAUCUUAAUAGAGUAGAAAGGGCUCAUGUCCUCAUAAUUCAAAAUCUACAAAACUAAUUUAGAUGAACAGUUGACACACAACUGGGCUCUGAGGGACUUCACUGUAUCUGGACUUGUCUGGGUAUAAACAAGAAGAGAAACUAUAACUGAGUCCACUUCCUGUUUCCUCUGCUGCUGAGUUUAUUUCAUAGCCAAGAAGUGAGCCCUGAACAUUGUCCACCUAUUCACACAAUUGAAUGAGAGAAAGAGCAUGGAGGAUAAACACAUUUUCACUUGUAUACUUAUUAUUAUACAGCAAAUACCUUACGCUAUAAUAAUGAAUGAAGGAGAUAUGAAUUGACCAUGGUGGGAGCAGUAUUUUUGGCUACUGCUGGUUUCGCAACAGAAGUAACUCAACAAAAUCCCAGGACCCGACUUUUGUAUUUGGUUCUGGUUUAGUUGGAGGACACUUCAUGGAACUGAGCCAUUGGUAAUGUUAUUAAAUUCAAAUGUGCUUUUUUCUGUAAUGGCAUUUAAAAACAUUCACUGUGAAAAAGCUUCACCAGUUUUGAUUUGAGAUGUGUCCUAUUAUAGGGAUCACGUAUUAUGUAUGUUUAAAAUAAAUUUAUAGUACUUUG